AUGCCUGAAUCUUUACCCGUUGUAAAUUUCAUCAAUUUCAAUCAGACAGGUACGUGCAUAUCACUUGGCACUUCUCAAGGGUUCAAGAUAUUCAACUGUGAUCCGUUCGGUAAAUUUUAUUCAGAAGAUUCUGGCGGAUAUGCUAUAGUGGAAAUGCUUUUCUCAACAUCGCUACUCGCUGUGGUCGGUAUAGGUGAUCAGCCAGCGAUGUCUCCAAGAAGACUGCGGAUAAUCAAUACAAAGAAACACUCUGUGAUCUGUGAAGUAACAUUUCCAACGUCGAUUCUCUCGGUAAAGAUGAAUAAGUCCAGAUUGGUAGUCCUUCUGCAGGAACAAAUCUACGUUUACGAUAUUAGCAACAUGAGAUUACUACAUACGAUAGAGACGAAUUGUAAUCCACAAGGAAUUAUGGCUGUGUCGCCAUCAGUGGAAAAUUGUUAUUUGGUCUAUCCUUCUCCUCCAAAGAUAAUAAACUCAGAUAUCAAAAAUCAUGUAACUACUAAUAAUAUCAACGUAACAACGGGAGGCAAUCCAAAAGAUGCAAACACUGUUGAGAACGCUGCUAAGGCAUUGCAAGUUGGCUUUACAGAUGCACAACAGUCUUCCACUUCUAUGGGAAACACACUUUCAACUGAUGGCAAUAAAAAAGAUACAAUCAACAGCAAUGUUAUGAAAAAUGGGGAUGUCAUCCUUUUCAACAUGAAUACUUUACAGCCAACUAUGGUAAUUGAAGCACAUAAAGGAGAAAUUGCAGCGCUAGCAUUAAGUUUUGAUGGGUUACUUUUGGCAACAGCAUCAGAGAAAGGGACAAUAAUCAGAGUUUUUAGUGUUGAAACUGGUGUAAAACUCCAUCAAUUCAGGAGAGGCACUUAUCCAACAAGGAUACAUUCAAUGUGUUUUAGUUCAGAUAACCAAUUUCUAGCACUGACCUGCUCAAGUAAAACGAUUCACAUUUUUAAGCUGAGCAAAGAGACAACAUUGCUGGAUAAGCAUGACAGUGACGAUAGCAACGUCGAAGAAGAUGCAGUGGAUACUGCUUCGUCAACAAGGGCCAACGAUUUAAGCGACGAUGACGCACCGGCUCCUGAGAGAGAGGGUGAUGGCGAAAUGAUAUGUGACGAACCAGAACUCGCGUCACUGGACGAUGCCAGUAGCUCUCUCUCGAUGCCAACCGAAACGUCUUUGGAAAGGGCGAAAGAGCCCUAUGUGGAUGCAUCAAGAAGCACUGUUGCAAGAAUGAUCCGAAAAUCCUCACAGAAGCUCUCAAGACAAGCCGCGAAAACGUUAGGGCAGAUAUUUCCUAUAAAGGUCUCCUCGUUGAUCGAGCCUUCAAGACAUUUUGCAAGUCUAAAACUUCCCAUUGACACUAGCUCCGGAAUUAAGAGUAUAACGUCGAUAGGCUCCCUCAUUCAAAUCGAUACACAAGAGUAUCCAGAGUUAUUUGAUGGGAAUGAAGGAUCUCGUUCAAUAAAUAGUGGCUCUAGUUCUUCAACAAUGAAAAUGCUGCCCAUAAGAGUUGUCACCUCCGAGGGAUAUCUCUAUAACUACGUUCUCGAUCCCGAAAGAGGUGGCGAUUGUCUAUUGCUUUCGCAGUACUCUUUGAUGUUGAAUUAA
Messenger RNA from Zygotorulaspora mrakii, 1614 nucleotides. It is a transcript of the gene ATG18, whose product is annotated as phosphoinositide binding protein ATG18. The record is from RefSeq and is a predicted model, not a curated record. Gene Ontology annotation, biological process: protein localization to phagophore assembly site; nucleophagy; autophagy of mitochondrion. Bases 1 to 1614 code for a protein of 537 amino acids. The transcript has a single exon. Gene Ontology annotation, cellular component: phagophore assembly site membrane; extrinsic component of membrane; fungal-type vacuole membrane. Lineage: Eukaryota; Fungi; Ascomycota; Saccharomycetes; Saccharomycetales; Saccharomycetaceae. Gene Ontology annotation, molecular function: phosphatidylinositol-3-phosphate binding; phosphatidylinositol-3,5-bisphosphate binding; protein binding.